Messenger RNA from Aureococcus anophagefferens, 858 nucleotides. RefSeq lists its product as hypothetical. Gene Ontology annotation, biological process: mitochondrial ADP transmembrane transport; mitochondrial ATP transmembrane transport. Bases 1 to 858 code for a protein of 285 amino acids. Gene Ontology annotation, molecular function: ATP:ADP antiporter activity. The transcript has a single exon. Lineage: Eukaryota; Pelagophyceae; Pelagomonadales; Pelagomonadaceae. The record is from RefSeq and is a predicted model, not a curated record. Gene Ontology annotation, cellular component: mitochondrial inner membrane.
AUGGACUUUGCGAAGAACCUCGUGCUCGGCGGCACGUCCGGCUGCCUCGCGAAGACGCUCUGCGCGCCGCUGGAGCGCGUGAAAAUAGUGCUGCAGACGGCCAAGGGCGGCGCGGGCGCGGGCAUGGUGGGCACGGCGCGGUCCAUCGUCAACGACCAGGGCGCCCGGGCCCUCUGGCGCGGGAACCUGACGAACUGCGCGCGCUACUUCCCGACGCAGGCCAUCAACUUCGCCUGCAAGGAGCGCUACCAGAAGGCGCUCGUGCCCGACAAGGCGACGGCGGGCUUCGCCGCGUGGUUCGCGGGCUACCUCGCGGCCGGCGGCGCCGCGGGCGCGACGAGCCUCACGGUCGUCUACCCGCUGGAAUUCUCCUACACGCGCCUCGCGGCGGACGUGGGCAAGGUCAAGCAGUUCCCGGGCGGGUUGCCCGACGUGAUCUCGACCAUCGCGAAGAAGGACGGCGUCUCCGGCCUCUACCGCGGCUACCCGACGUCCGUCGCGGGCAUCAUCGUCUACCGCGCGGGCUACUUUGGCUUCUACGACGCGGGCAAGCAGGUCUUCUUCGCCGACGGCGGCGCGAACACGUCGAUCUUCCUGAAAUUCGGGCUCGCGAUGGCCGUCGACAUCUCCGCGGCGUGCUUCGCGUACCCCAUCGACACCGUGCGCCGCCGCCUCAUGAUGCAGAGCGGCUCGGGCGCCGACAUGCAGUUCAACUCCGCGUCGUCGGCCGUGAAGCACAUCUACAAGCGCGAGGGCGCGGCCGGCUUCUUCCGCGGCUGCAUGGCCAACAACGUCCGCGCGAUCGCGUCGGCCCUCGUCCUCGUCCUCUACGACGAGGCCAAGAAGCUCACGGCCUAG